ACUUCGUCACAUUGUAACAUCCUUUCCGGAAGUUUCGUUUUGAACGCAGUGUCAGUUAGGCUAACUGAUUAGCUUGUAUUUAGCUGGUGUAAAACCGCUUCAGUUUAACCUCUGAUAUGUUCGAAAAAUGCCCUCAAAGCAACAAUGCGUAUGGGCCAAGUUAAUGGCUACAAAGUAACGCCAGAUUAUUCCGCAUCUCAGCGUUUACUAUGAGCUCCUUAUCAGCCGAGACUUCUGCCUCAAGCUCAUCAUGCAGGGCUGGAGGGCCUGGAGAUGGGAAUCAGGUCCAACCCAAAGCCCCACUCUUACAGCUAUUGCGUAUUGCUGGAGCCCAGGAGGAUGUCUUCACACUCAAAGAGGUGAUGCACUACCUGGGUGAAUACAUCAAUGGGAAGCAGCUCUAUGACAAACAGAGGCAGCACAUCGUCCACUGCCAGGAUGACCCCUUAGGAGAGCUGCUGGAAGUGGACAGCUUCUCUGUGAAAAACCCAAGCCCAGUGUAUGAGAUGCUCAAGAAAUACGUCAUAGUACUCGGUAGUGCUGACGCUGCAGAGAAUCUUUCUGUGGGCCAUGAAUGUGUAGAGGGCGGAGUGGAGGAUCGUGGUCAGAUGUGCGGGGGUGUGAUCAAAGCAGGACUAGAGGCUACCAGUGACGGGCCUCCCCUGCAGACUUCUUCCCAAAGAAGACCUCGGGAGCCUGAUGAAGACUCACUUGAAGGUUUGCCACGUUCAGCCUGCAAACGACCCAAAUUAGAGGUCACUCUUGAUGAGUGGGACCUGUCUGGAUUGCCCUGGUGGUUUCUGGGUAACCUCCGCAGUAACUACAACCGCAGGAGCAAUGGCUCUACUGAUAUUCACACCAACCAAAUGUCUCCUGCACAGGAGGAGGACACGGCUAUUGUGUCGGACACCACAGACGACCUGUGGUUCCUGACAGAGGGUGGGAGUGAGCAAGUGAGUGUGGAGAUGAAGGAAGCUGCGCUGGAGGAGGGAAGCGCAGGAGAAGGAGAGGCUCUGCCUGAGGAGGAGGAUGGAGGUGGAAAGGAGGAGAAGUCAGAUCUAGAGAUGCAGGAGGAGCCUGAUGAAGACUCCCAGUGCCUCAGUGAUGACACAGAUACUGAGAUCUCCACACAGGAUGCAUGGCAGUGCAGCGAAUGCAGGAAGUACAACUCUCCUCUCCAGAGGUACUGUGUUCGCUGCUGGGCCCUCCGCAGGAACUGGUACAAAGAUGUGCCCCGACUGGCCCAUUCCCUUUCUGUUCCUGACAUCCCAGCAUGCAGCGCUCUCACCCGCCACGACGAGGAAGAUGACAGCGACACCGGCAUCGAUAUCCCAGACUGCAUCAGGACGGUUUCGGAUCCCGUCAUCUUGCCCUCCCACUCCACACCAGAUCGGCCGCUGCCCACCAUGAUUACGUGCAAAGGGAAGGGACCUCGGCGCCCCGUCGGCUACAAGGACGAGCUGCUCUCAGGCGGGGAGGGUCAGGAGAGUCUGGGCAUGGAGGUGGAAGUUAGACCAGAGGCACUGCUGGAGCCGUGCAAGCUCUGCAGAGUUCGACCGCGUAAUGGAAAUAUUAUCCACGGACGUACAGCUCACCUACUGACCUGCUUCCCAUGUGCCAGGAGGCUCCAUAAAUUCCAGGCUCCUUGCCCAGGAUGUGGGAAAAUAAUCCAGAAAGUUAUAAAGAUAUUCGUCCUCUAACCUAACAUAAAAAUAACAUGCACACCCAUCAGCGCAUUCAUUUGCAUGCUGUGUGUGUGUAUGUGCACACCACCUCACCAUGUCACCUCAGCACUUUGCUCUUGGUUGCACGCUUCAGCAUCAGUCUCUGAAGGACUUCUGGAGACACUUUUGUCUUUGUGCCACAUUCACAUAAUGGAUCAGUAGGAGCAGAGCGAUAUAUUUAUUUAUGAGUGCAGGUGCUUGUAAAAGCAUGAGAUGUCAUGAAGGCUUCUUGGUUGGUGCCAUCUGUAAAGGAGUGUUGUUUGUCUUUAGGGAUUACUGAAGUACAUUUUGCUUGUACUACAAAGAAUUUGAAUUUAUUUUUUAUUUUUUUGUGGCUCUUGGAUACAAUUUGAAGACCCAAUUGAAGAGAAAGCACAAUGCUCUUAUUUCCUGUGAUAUCUUGUGGAAGUCAGUGUGCUCAUGAGUUGACUUACUCAUUGAUUUCAGCCUCUGCAGUAUUUGAUGUUUUUGUGCGUAGAAUAGUCUCAAAAUGACGGUGCAACACACAUUGCCAUACUCUGAACUUUUUAAUGUUUUCUCUCAGGAGGGCUUAUUUUACCAGCCCUUUUGAACCAGAUUAAUUAACAAUACCCGAGGAUGUUGUAUUUAAUUUAUUUAUGAGUUGAAAUUGGUAGGGCCACCACUAAUGAAUGAGAUUCCUGCACUUUGCUCUGUUGAAGAGCUGUCAGUCAAAUUAGUCCAAUGAAAAAAAAAAAAACUAGUCUUAAUGAAUUGAAUUGUAGCCUGUAAAAUGGUUUUAGUACUUCGAGGGAGGGUGGUGGGGGUUGGUUUGACUGUUUUCACUGCCAUGUUAGGAUUUUUUUAUUGCUGCAUUUUUUUUUCGAUGCUUGUGUUAUUUUGAACAUUGUAGUAUCUAAACUUUCAUUACCUUUUGAGUGAUGAUGUUUUGAGCCUUCUCCAUAAGCUGUAUAGGUGUCACCAGGCUUCUGUGAAGUUGUCAUUGAAUUUUUGGGCUCUUUAGUUGCGCUUAAUUUCACUGCCACCAGGGGGCGAGAAAUCCCACUGUGAUGUGUUGUGUUGACAAGCUGUACAUUAGCACUCAAGGCGGCAUGCAUGCAAUCUGUAAGGACUGUACGGCCAGCAAUGACCUGACGGGGGAGCGACAUUGGCUGUAUAGAUGUCGUCUGUAAAAGAUCAGUGUGGCUUGUUUGUGUUUAUGGCUCUUGAGAAAUAAAUCUAUUGCAUAAACACAAUGAUAGCACUAUGGUGUAAUGUGCUUUAUCUUGGCUUCAAAGCUGCACAACCCAAUGUGAGAAUAGAAUACACACACACACACACACACACACCUCCUACUGUAGAACAACUGGGUGUUCUGAAAAAAAAAUCGUACUCAAAAGUCAAUGAGAAACCAUAGCAAUGCAAGACAGCUCAAGUCUGCUGCAAGUGCGUUUAGCUUUUUCUUAGGCUUUGCUUGUGUGAGGCCCCACACACGUGAUGGCACAGUGUGAUGGUAACCAUAGAACCAGAAAAUGGAACUUUUGACAGCUUGACUGCU
Messenger RNA from Dunckerocampus dactyliophorus (ringed pipefish), 3240 nucleotides. It is a transcript of the gene mdm4, whose product is annotated as MDM4 regulator of p53. The coding region runs from base 210 to 1700 and encodes 496 amino acids. NCBI's taxonomy places the organism in Eukaryota, Metazoa, Chordata, Actinopteri, Syngnathiformes, Syngnathidae. The record is from RefSeq and is a predicted model, not a curated record. Gene Ontology annotation, molecular function: ubiquitin-protein transferase activity. Gene Ontology annotation, biological process: regulation of cell cycle; protein ubiquitination; negative regulation of apoptotic process. The transcript is spliced from 11 exons. Gene Ontology annotation, cellular component: nucleus.